Helicoverpa armigera (cotton bollworm) is the source of this 1887-nucleotide messenger RNA. RefSeq names its product actin-binding protein WASF3 (gene SCAR). Gene Ontology annotation, biological process: positive regulation of Arp2/3 complex-mediated actin nucleation; actin cytoskeleton organization. Gene Ontology annotation, cellular component: cytoskeleton. The record is from RefSeq and is a predicted model, not a curated record. NCBI's taxonomy places the organism in Eukaryota, Metazoa, Arthropoda, Insecta, Lepidoptera, Noctuidae. Gene Ontology annotation, molecular function: actin binding; protein kinase A regulatory subunit binding; Arp2/3 complex binding.
AAAUGCGAGGGUGUGGAGGUAGCGGACACGUAGAUUUGGUUGGAUCAUACUAUACAUUUCAAUUCAACGCUGCCAUUUUCGUUUUGUGGCACGGUUAAAGCGGCGGUCUGAAUGUGAAUUUGCUGAAAUAUCUACCAUUUAUUUAUUUACAAAGUGAGGAAAAUAUAUUGUAGUGCGAUUGUUUUCUCGUAAAACAUCAAGAAGUGGCGAUUACAGUGUUUAUACCACCGGAUAAUUGUUGACUUCAUUGGGUGGAAAGGUGAUGUACACGAGGUAGCAGAGCCGCGCCGCAGCCAUGCCGCUGCCGAAGCGCUGCGUGGAGCCCGUGCACGUGUCCCGCGGCACGGUGCCCGAGCGGCUCCAGGUGCCCUCGGAGCUCGAGGCCGUCACUAAUGGGACGCUCGCUAACACUGUCAGGCAAUUAUCAUCCCUAUCGAAACAUGCGGAGGAUAUGUUCGGCGAGUUGACGCGGGAGGCGACGAACUUGGCGGAGCGGACGAACGUGCUGCAGGCCCGGAUAGACAGGCUGGCUAUCAAGGUCACGCAGCUCGACUCUGGUGUUGAGGAAGUAUCACUACAAGACAUACAAAUGCGCAAGGCUUUCCGUUCAGCGCGGUCGUUCCAACAGCAACUGUUUUCCCGCAACUCAAUGCCCUCGGCCAUGCUGUCGACGUACGCGCGAUGCGACCGACCCCCUCCACUGGAAAUGCUCAACGAGUUCAGAGACGACGGCAGAGAUGCCAGAAAGUUCUAUACCGAUCCUGAUUACUUCUUCGAGCUGUGGAGACGGGAGAUGCUGCAGGAUACUGAGAGGAUUCAGCAUGAUCGGGGGAAGAAGAUGCGCCAAACCCGCGGCCCCGGCAGCGCAGAAAGCCGCGGCGCCCGGCGCGUGCGGCCGCCGCACUCCACGCGCGACCGCCUCAAGGAGGCCGCCGUCACGCGCGGCGAGCACAUCAUGGCGCCCAGCCAGCUGCGCCACUACAACAUCGAGCCACAGUACAAGCCUGACCCCGUGUAUCAGACGACGAACGUUUCGGAUGGCGGCUACAGAGCGUCACAGAACCGGCCGCCUUCAGUACAGCCGGCGCGGCCCAACUCCAUCGAGAUUGAGAACACGCAGAACAGACAGCCCAGGAUAACUGGCAAUGGACAUGUAAUGGUAGCAGAAGAAAGCCCGUACGGUUCAGUUGGCGGCGAGCCGAUCUACGGCGGCAGCGGCGCCGGCACCCCGCGCCGCCAGCGCCCCUCCGUGCCGCCGCCCGCGCCGCCCGCGCCCACCCACGCCGCCUCGCCGCCGCCCGUACAUACACCCACCAGGUCAGCGCUGCCUCCGCCCCCGCCGCCGCCCGAGGGCACGGUGUCUCCGCCCAUGAUGAACGGCGCCUCCCCCCCGCACCGCACCGCGCUCGACGCACAUCUCGACCACAUGCACGCCGUUAUAGGUAUGAUGUCGUCGGAGCAGCCGGACGGGCUGACCGCGCUGGGCGUGCCCGCCCCGCCCGCCGCGCCGCUGCCCCCGCCGCGCCGCCCGCGCGCCCCGCCGCCGCCCGCGGAGGACCGGCCCCGCCCCCCAUCGCCCGGCGCGCUGCUGCGGGGGGCGGAGGCGCUCAAGCCGCCCCGCCCCACGCCCGACCCCCAACCAGAUCCACGGUCCGAUCUGCUCAAGGCUAUCCGCGAUGGCAUUAAACUGCGCAAGGUCGAGAAGAGAUGCGACGAGAACACGGGGCGGUACGACACCCUGCGCGGCGCGCCCGUGUUCCUGGACGUGGCCUCCAUCCUCGCGCGGCGCGUCGCCGUCGAGCUCAGCGACACCAGCUCCGGCGCCGACUCCGACUCCGACGACUCCGACCAGUGGACCGAGUCCCGCGCGUGACGCCGCGCCUCGCC